Molecule: messenger RNA, 1569 nt
Organism: Rhopalosiphum padi (bird cherry-oat aphid)
Lineage: Eukaryota; Metazoa; Arthropoda; Insecta; Hemiptera; Aphididae
Exons: 3
Coding region: 1-1569 (522 amino acids)
Source: RefSeq, a predicted model, not a curated record
AUGCCAAAUGAUAAUUUCGUGAAUCGAAAAUGGGUUUCUUAUAAUUCAAUAACUAGAAAAAUUCAUUGUUCUUUAUGUAUGGGGUUUACUCGUCCGGGUAGUACUCCAUUUAUAGAUGGAAUCGAAAUAAAUUUGAAACAUCUUUAUAGUCAAUUAGAAAAACACGAAAGUUCUGUACCUCAUGACGACGCCUGUAAGGCAUACCUUAAUAUUACAUCUGGACAUACAAUUACUAAUGCGCUAUUAAGUCAUCGCCAAAAAAGUGUAGAAUUAAAUAGAGAAAUUGUAACUAGAAUUAUAGAUAUUUCUUUAUUAAUCGGUAAACAAGGUUUGGCAUUUAGAAGUAAGAGAAAUGAAGCCGCUUAUAAUUUAAGUUUAAAUUUAAAACAAGGGAACUUUUUAGAAAUUGUGAAACUUGUAGCAAAAUAUGACCCGAAACAUAUCUCAGAAGAAGUUUUAUUGGCGGGGCAGUAUUCAUUAGAAGUUGAUUCUUCUCAGGAUACGUCGGUAAUGGAUCAAUUGUGUAUUUGUCUAAGAUAUGUUUUGAAUGGUAAAAUAAUUGAGAGAAUGAUUGCUUUAGUAGAGUCAACCUCUGGAACUGGUGAAGCAUUAUAUAAUAUUGUGAAAAAAGAAUUAGAUACAUUGAAUAUCCCUCUAACAAAACUAAUUGGGGAAUCAUUUGAUGGUGCUGCCAAUAUGAGUGGUUCUUAUAAUGGUCUUCAAGCUCAUUUAAAAACAGUUGCACCCGAAUCAAUUUAUACACAUUGCCAUGCACAUGUAUUAAAUCUAAUAGUAACAGACUCUACUUCAUGUUGUAAAUCUGCUCAAGAUCUUUUCAACUUACUACAGAAAACUGCAGUUUUUUUUUCUGAUUCAUACAAAAGAACUGGAAUUUGGAAAAAUUAUCUUUCAAAAGAUCAAACUGGAAAUGAUAAAUUAAGAAAACUUCAAAAGUUAGGAACUACAAGAUGGAAUAGUAAAGAUGCCGCAUUAAAAUGCAUAUUUGGUUCUUGGUUUGUGUCUGGUGAAACGAGUGAUCGAUAUAAUGUUUUAGUUGAAUCUCUGCAUUUUCUUGACACUGAUUCAUCUAUAGAUUCUAAUACAUCUUCAGAUGCCAGAUUCUUGUUAGAAAAAUGGACAUCUUUUGAAUAUAUACUAACUUCAUUUAUAUUUCUCGAAAUUUUCCAUUAUACCACUCCAGCAUCAAAAUAUCUCCAAUCAAAAGAAUUAGAUUUUAUUACUGUCAUUAAUUUAAUUAAGUCUUUAUUAAGCGACCUCAAAAAAGGUUCUUCUAAAUAUAAUUUAAUUGUUGAAAAAACCAUGAAUUUUAUAUCUAGUAAAAAUAAUUCUGAACAUAUUAAAAAGCUUAAUAUAGUCAUUGAAGAAACGUUUCCAGAUAAACGAAGAUCAAAAAUUAAAAAAAUGCCUGGUGAGCUGGCAUCAGACGAUAUCAGAAAUAUUUCGAAUGUAGAAUAUUUUAAAGUGCUCAGUCCGCCCCUGAUACAAAUUAAACUUCAUAGAAAAUAUAAACAAGUUAAUUUGGCAUAUUUAACUGUGCAAUCAAUAUAA